Molecule: messenger RNA, 1010 nt
Organism: Closterium sp. Yama58-4
Lineage: Eukaryota; Viridiplantae; Streptophyta; Zygnematophyceae; Desmidiales; Closteriaceae
Source: the annotation of a GenBank genome assembly
AUGGCGCCCCACUGCGCCUCUCCGCACAGCCUUCCGCCGCUCUCCCACUCAAGCCUCCGCCCUGGUCCCCCUGGGGCGAGCGGGCCGGCAGCGGCGGGUUCCGUGCGGCCAGUGGUACAGAGGAGUCCCCAGGAUAUGUGCAUGCUCAACAUCCUCGCUAAGCUGCCCCCGCGCGACCUGCUGAGCGCGAGCAGCUGCUGUCGGCGGUGGCGGCGGCUAGCGGCGGAGAUCUGGAGCAACGUGGAGGCGGCGGCGCUGUCGCUCGACGCGACGCCGUCGCUCGCGACGGACGCGCUCGUCUACGUGCCCUUCAUGCUGCGCCGCUGCCCGCGCCUCGUGCACCUCUCGCUGCAAGCCGCUAGAUGCGUGGACGAUCGCCUGCUGCAUCGCAUAGCCGCCGAGCAGCCGAACCUGGAGUCGCUCGUCAUUCGCACGGCGCCCAACGUCGCAUGCCACGUCACGGACAACGGCAUGGCGGCGUUGCUGCAUGGUUGCGCGUCGCUGCGCGCCGUGGACUUGGACGGAUGCAUCGCACUGCCAUCGCUCACCGUCGCCUCGCAGUCCUUGACAGCCCUGACGCUCUCCGCCUGCGCGCGCCUCUCGCGCCUCUCCCUCGCAUGCCCCGCGCUGCAGCGCCUCUCGCUCUCCCUCCUCCCCGCGCCCGCUCCGCCCUCCGCCGCUCCGCCAGCGCGCACGUGCUCCCAGACGCACGCGCACGCGAACGCGCAGAUGAGCGGAGACCCCGCACACGCGGAGGCGGUGAUAAGCCACGUGGCAAGCCUCGCGGCGCCUCUCGAGCGCCUGCACAUCGCGUCGCCAUACACCACCGACUCGAUGGUGGCGGCGCUGGUGCGCGCACACGGGUCGACGCUCUGCGCGCUCUCCAUCACACACUCGCUCUCGCUCACCGAUGAGGGCGUGGCGGACAUCUGUCGCGCCUGUCCGCAUCUGCAGCACCUCGACCUCUCCGCCUCUCCCAACGUCUCAGACGCCGCCCUCCACGCCAUCAG